AUGUGCGCUAUAAUUCCUCCAUUCCUCGGUGCAACUAGCGCUAUGCGAAGCUUCAUAUUUCUCACGUCUCUUUGUAUUAUUCAUGUAUUUCCGGCCCAGAUGGAAAAGACCAUCCCGGAUAAGUUUUUUGGUCGAUUUGUUCUUGAACGAAGUGAAAAUUUCGAUGAAUUCCUCGCAGCCAAGGGUGUAAACUGGAUUUUGAGGAAGAUGAUACAAUUUGCCAGUGUCACCAAGGUUAUCGCCAAAAACGAAGUCUCUGGGUACAACUUGGACAAUCUGACAUCAAAGAAGAACACCUUCUAUCAUGGCUGGAAACUGGGUGAAACAUUCGAAGCAGAUGGGAUGGAUGACGUACGGCACAACAUCACCUUCAACUUUGAAAACGAUACCCUCACAGAAAAACAUGUGCGGCUGAACGAUCCAAAUGACAAGGGGGAAACGUAUUACUAUAACAUCGAUGAGGAUGACAAACUUGUUUUGAAAAUGGAGAAUCACGGAAUAACCUGCCGCCGUUGGUUCAAGCGAGAGAAGAAGUAA
Molecule: messenger RNA, 537 nt
Organism: Cooperia oncophora
Lineage: Eukaryota; Metazoa; Nematoda; Chromadorea; Rhabditida; Trichostrongylidae
Source: the annotation of a GenBank genome assembly